Messenger RNA from Ziziphus jujuba (common jujube), 5284 nucleotides. RefSeq lists its product as uncharacterized. The transcript has 2 exons. The record is from RefSeq and is a predicted model, not a curated record. The coding region runs from base 333 to 4604 and encodes 1423 amino acids. Lineage: Eukaryota; Viridiplantae; Streptophyta; Magnoliopsida; Rosales; Rhamnaceae.
UUUACUUUUUAAGAUCUCUUAAAGGACACCUACCUUAUGCCCAGAGACAUUUUCUCUCUCUUUCUCUCUCUUUCUAUAGCCUGCACACCCUGGGAAAAAAAAAAAAAAAAAAUUUCGAUUUUUUUCCAGAAGAUCUAACAAGGUAUGAACGUGAUCUUACCUUCACUUUCUUACUUUCACAAGCUUCGAUUCUCUGUUUUCUUUUUCUUUCUCUUUAUGCUGCUCUGAUUGUUUCACUUGAUAUCACUGCGUAGAUUUGAUCAAUAUUAUCGCUAGGGUUUAUCGAAUUCUGGGUUUUCUUUUUCUGAGAAAAGAAAAAAAGAGCUGGUUUUAUGGUUUUGGAAAAAUACCCAGAUAAUAAUUCAAUGGAAGAAACCAAGGACAAGGAUGUUUCCUUGGUUAGUGCUUCAGAGUCUACAGUGACUGUGAGUGAGCAUGUGACUGGUGAAACCCUAGCGGAUACUGUGACUUGUACGGUUCAGGGUCAGAUUGAGGGGUCUCUUUCUGAAGGUGUGGUGGCUGAGGAAGGUGAGACUUGUAAUGGGGAGGACAUAAUGGUGGAGGUUUUGGGUUCUGAUGUUUAUGUUGGUGGUGUUUGUACUAGUGGUAGUGGGGAGAGCUUGAACGAUGAGAUGGGUCAUGGUGGAGUGAUGGAGGUUGAGGUGGGUUCGAAGGAAGGUGCGGAUACUUUAGAUGGUGAAGCUGUUGGGUCUGAUUUGCAGGGACCUGGAGUUUCAGAUUCAGUUGAAGAAAGAUCUCAGGCUGCUGAAGCGCCGGCAGAGGUUGGGGUUGUAACGACGGAUGGAGGCUCGGAGCAAGCAGUAGAGGUAGCUACAGGGAGUGAUCAGCGAAAGGGUGGUGAUGGUGGUGAAACUCAGGAUGCAGGAGUGGCUUCUCAUGUUGAUGGUUCUUCUGCUGUUGUGGAUUCCACAGGUGGAGAAACCCAAGUUGUUGAUGUUGGGGAUGUUGAGGUGGAUGCGAAGGAGGAGGAAAUCAAAGGUGAAAUGGUUGAGGCGGUUGCAGGUGAGAAUCAUGGUACUGAGGAUGUUAAUAUACAGGAAGUUGCAGUUGUUGACAAUACGGUGAGUGCUCCUGGAGUCAAAGAUGGGUUAGGAGGUUCCUCAGUUGGUCCUUCAGAUGGAGAAACCCAAAUCAAUGUUCAGGAAGUUACUACAACAGAGAGUGUGGAGUCGGUUGGAGAAUUGGUCAAGGAGGGCGUGGAUGAAGCUGGGAAAUCGAUUGGUGAUGGUGCAGAUACGCCUGAUGAAUUGAAGACACAGAAAGUUGGUGUUAAAGAUGAUGAAGUAUGGAAUCCUGGGAUCGAAACCAUGGUUGUAUGUUCUUCAGCAACUGUGGAAGAUACUAAUGUACAAACCCAAAUCCACAAGGACAAAGCUUCAGUUGUUGUCAAUGAAGAGGGUUUGAAUACAGAAGAACAAAGAGAAAUUGCUGUUGUUGGGGAAUUUGCAGCAGCGGAUAAAGAAGGCCAUCUGGGUUCCAAUGUUGCAGUUACAGAGAAUGAUGCUACUAUUGAAAGUUUAGGUCAAAAGUUAGAGAACAAGCAGGUAAACAUUGAUUUACUUGGUGAUAGCAACAAAAAUAACAGUAAUAUGCAUGCAUCAGAUUCAGAUUGUUCAUCUCUUCAUACUCAAGUGGUUGUUGAAGGUCAAGUUGCAGUAACAGACAGGGUUCUAUCAAAUGCUGGAGAAACUAUUGCUUUUGAUACUAGCCAGGUGGAGCCAAAUACGAGACAAGAUAUGGAAAUAGAUGAUAAAGUUAAUGAUGCCGAACAGGUAGAUACAGAUAGAAACCAUGAUAAAGUUGUAAUUUCCAAAAGUGAAGGUCCUGGAUCUGGUGAAAGCGACCAACUGCUGAAGUCUGAAGAUUACAUUGAAAAGGGUGUGACAGAUGAUGUUCUUCCAGUUGAUGCUGAUACAGCACCAGAAACAGAAGCAAAAGAAAAAGUUGCAGUUGCAAAUCAUGUUGGUUUACAUGUAGAACAGCAAAUAGAAGUUGAAAAUAAACACGAAAAUGGUGAGGAAGUAGCUGGAUUGACUGAAAAUCAAGUUGAUUUACAUACAGAUAUGACAUCAUCAUGUCAGCCUCUGCAGGUUCAAACUGAAGUUACAGCACUGAAUGAGAAUGUUUCUAUAAAUACAAAGGUUGAGGCUCCUGACUCUGUUGAUAAGGUUUGUUCUCGAAAUGACCAGAACUCAAAGACCGAGACAAUGUGGAGGAGCACAGAAACAGAUGGCGAUGCUGCUGAUUAUGGGGAUGUUGCUCCGAUGGACGCUGAUGAGGUUCUAAAUUCUGCAAUUGAAGUACCCAGGUGUCAAGAAGUUGAUCAAAAGUUGAACAUUAAAGAGGUUCUUGACAAGCAUAAGGCCAGUGAUAGUGCUGUGACUGAGAUAAAUAUUGCAAGUGAUGUAGGAGUUGAAGAAAAAGUUGCUGAUCCUGAGGAGGUUGGUUUACAUGGAGAGCAGGACUCGGAAGUGGAAAAAGAAGCUAUUGAUAGUGAACAACUGAAAACUGAUGAAGAUAAAAUUGUUGCAUGGGAAGCUGAACUGCCAGGAAGUUCUUCUGUAGUCAACCAACCUAAGUAUGAUCUGCCACCAGAAAGUGAAGGUGUGUUUUCAGUGUCUGAUAUAGUCUGGGGUAAAGUGAAGAGCCAUCCAUGGUGGCCUGGACAGAUAUUUGAUUUUACUGAUGCAUCUGAGAGGGCAAUGAAAUAUCAUAAAAAGGACUGCUUUUUGGUGGCAUAUUUUGGGGAUCGAACAUUUGCUUGGAAUGACCAUUAUAACUUAAAAAGCUUUCGGACGCAUUUCUCCCAGAUAGAGAAGCAGUGCAAUUCAGAAACAUUCCAAAAUGCUGUCAAUUGUGCUUUGAAAGAAGUUUCAAGGCGAAUAGAGCUGGGGCUAGCAUGCUCUUGCAUACCAAAAGAUUCCUAUGACAAGAUCAAAUUCCAAAUUGUUGAAAAUGCAGGAAUCCGACAAGAAUCUAGUAGAAGAGAUGGAACAGAUGAUUCCACAGCAAGUAGUAGUUCUUUUCAAGCUGAUAAACUGAUCCAGUAUAUUAAAGAGUUAGCUCAGUCCUCUUCUGGUGGCUGUGACCGAUUAGAACUUGUGAUAGCUAAAGCUCAGUUGCUGGCCUUCUACCGUUUGAAGGGUUAUUCAAGCUUGCCAGAAUUUCAAUUUUGUGGAAGCUUGGUGGAAAAUGACACUGAUACUUCAUUAAUGGAGGAUAAAAUACAUUCAAGUGAGGUGAAUGAGAGUGCAAAUCUCAUUUGUAAGGAUGAUGGCCAGAUUGCCUCUGGCCAGGAGAUGUUGAUACAACAUAGCUCUUCUCAUAAGCGUAAACAUAAUUUGAGGGAUGGCGUAUAUCCUAAAAUAAAAGAAAGAAGCUUGACAGAACUGAUGGGUGGCGGAGAUUCUCCAGAUGGCGAGCUUGGGUCUAGCAAGAAACGGAAGGGUGCCGAUGCCGAUGACACAACAAUGCUAGAUGGAAGGAAAACUAUUGCUGUUGCGAAAGUCUCUAGUUCCACACCUUCUAUUCCAAAGCAAUCCUUUAAGAUUGGUGAGUGUAUGCGUAGAGCUGCCAGUCAGCUGACAGGGUCUCCUAUAAUGAAGUCUAACAAUGACAGGUUCCAGAAGCUGGAUGGUUCUGCUGAUGGAUAUGAUAUUUCCUAUCAGAGUCCUGAGGAUGCCUAUAGAGGAAGGAUGAUUGAUCCAGCAGAGUAUUCUUCCCUGGAUGAACUGCUGUUACAGCUUCAGUUUGCAGCACAAGAUCCCAUGAGUGAAGACAGCUUUUCGAAUAUAGUUGUUAGCUUCUUCUCUGAUUUUAGGAAUUCAGUAGUUCAGGGCCAGUGUCCUGGGAUGGAGCAGUUCGUUAUGGACAAGGUCACUGGUAAAAGGAAGAAAGUGUCCCAUUCUAUUUUUGGGUCACCUGAAACUUUUGAAUUUGAUGACAUGAGUGACACCUAUUGGACUGACAGGGUCAUCCAAAAUGGUUCGGAAGAACAAGCAUCUCGUGGAAACAGAAAAAAAGAUAAUCAGCUUGUGCUUGCACAGCCAGAUAAACCCCAAGAAAAUCGUAGGCCAUACUCCAGGAAGCGUUAUUCUAAUGGCAAUCAUGUUUUGGCGGUGGAGAAGCCUGUUGGGUAUGUGGAUGAGAAUGCGCCGGCAGAACUUAUAAUGAAUUUCUCUGAGAUGAGAGCUGUUCCCUCAGAAGCAGUCCUGAAUAGGAUGUUUAAGCGCUUUGGACCACUUAAGGAAAGUGAAACAGAGGUUGAUAGAGAGAGUAGUCGUGCUAGGGUUAUCUUUAAGAAGAGUUCUGAUGCAGAAGUUGCUUGCAGCAGUGCUGAAAAAUUCAAUAUCUUUGGUCCAACAAUGGUAAAUUACCAGCUCAGUUAUACCCCAACUAUCCCAUUUAAAGCUCCUCCAGUUGUUUCUACCCAGGAUCAUGAGAUGCAGCUUGAUCUCUCAACCCAUGAUCAUGAUAUGCAGCUUGAUCUCUCCACCCAUGACCAUGAGAUGCAACUUGAUCUCUCUACUCAUGACCAUGACAUGCAACUUGAUCUCUCAGCUUUUGAAGUUAAUCUGGUUUGAACGUUUUAGGAGAGCAGAUGCUGAAGAAAAAGCUGAUGGACUUCUGUUACUGGUGCGAUGGUGCGGACAUGUAACUUCUUGGGCUCUUCAAGGAGGUAACCAGAUUGUUUAUUCAUCUGGUUGCCCGUGACGUAGUCUGCUCAGAGUUAUCUCCGUUUUGUUUUUCACCAGAAUGCAUAAUUUUACUUUCUCCUGUAAUCAUGUGCGGCUGUGUGCUUAGUUAAUGCAUUGCUUAGUGUGUCUAUAGCAGAGGUAGCUGAUCGUUUAUUUAUAGCUUUUGUCCUUUGAGGCAACAAGAUUUAAUUGUGGAGUCAUGUAAUCUCCUGGUAAAGGGGAAGAAAAUUUAGUCCUGAUUAUGCAUUAUCAUUUAAAGUCAACGGCAACUAAGCACUCUGCUAACACAACAGUGCUGAGGGACCACGGUUGUAUACCUUGACUGAGCUUCAGGAGCUGGUUAUUAACUUCAGAAUAAUUCGCGCGGUAACAGAUGCUUUUGAGUGAUGACUUUUCUGUUUGGUGUAUGUGUGUUACUUCUUAGCCCUUGUAUGUGCAGGCUUGGCUGUAUAGGAGCACAGGUGAACGCUUUCUUGCCUGCAAUACAUGAGUUUUUAUCAUAAGGUGUUAUAAUGUGCUAAAUUUUGGUGGUAGAGUGUCAUGAGUAAAGUAAAUUAAGUUCUAUA